Molecule: messenger RNA, 1032 nt
Organism: Morus notabilis
Lineage: Eukaryota; Viridiplantae; Streptophyta; Magnoliopsida; Rosales; Moraceae
Product: senescence-specific cysteine protease SAG39
Exons: 2
Coding region: 1-1032 (343 amino acids)
Cellular component (GO): lysosome
Molecular function (GO): cysteine-type endopeptidase activity
Source: RefSeq, a predicted model, not a curated record
AUGGCUUUGACACUUCAAAAGACAUCAAUCUUUGUGUCACUUUUAGUCCUUGGCAUGUGGGCAGCCCUAGCUAAUGGCCGCGCACUGCAUGAAGACGCUAAUUCCAUGUCCGAAAGACACGAGCAGUGGAUGGCUCGCUACGGCCGCACAUACAAGGAUGAUUCAGAGAAGGAAAAACGCUUUCAGAUAUUCAAGAGCAAUGUCGAGUACAUAGAGUCCGUUAACAAAGCUGGGAAUAAGCCUUACAAGUUGGGCAUCAAUGAAUUUGCAGACCAAACGAAUGAAGAAUUCCGGGCUUCUCGCAAUGGAUACAAAAGGUCCCCUAUUCCUAGGCCGAUCAACCCAUCAUUUAGAUAUGAAAGUGUCACUAAAGUUCCAUCCUCCGUGGAUUGGAGAAAGAAGGGAGCAGUCACCCCCGUCAAGGACCAGGGUCAAUGUGGAUGUUGCUGGGCCUUCUCUGCAGUGGCAGCCAUGGAAGGAAUCACACAGCUGACUACGGGAAAGCUGAUCUCCCUCUCCGAGCAAGAGCUAGUCGACUGCGACACAAGCGGCACCGACCAAGGCUGCGAGGGCGGUCUCAUGGACGACGCCUUCGAUUUCAUCCUCGGAAACGAAGGCCUCACAACGGAAUCAAAGUACCCUUACAAGGGCGUCGACGAAACCUGCAACAAAAAGAAAGCAUCCUCCCAUGCAGCCUCAAUCACCGGCCACGAAGACGUGCCCGCCAACAGCGAGAAGGCGCUGCAAAAGGCAGUCGCCAACCAGCCCGUCUCCGUCGCCAUUGAUGCCGGCGGGUCGGACUUCCAGUUAUACUCGAGCGGAGUCUUCACCGGAGAAUGCGGGACGGAACUUGACCAUGGUGUCACUGCCGUUGGUUACGGGAAAACCGAGGACGGUACGAAGUAUUGGUUGGUGAAGAACUCGUGGGGUUCGAGUUGGGGUGAGGAGGGAUAUAUUAGAAUGGAGAGAGAUGUUGAUGCUGAGGAAGGUCUCUGUGGGAUUGCCAUGGAAGCUUCUUAUCCUUCUGCUUGA